Callorhinchus milii (elephant shark) is the source of this 1226-nucleotide messenger RNA. Its product is annotated as E3 ubiquitin-protein ligase MARCHF9. Gene Ontology annotation, biological process: protein ubiquitination. The record is from RefSeq and is a predicted model, not a curated record. Lineage: Eukaryota; Metazoa; Chordata; Chondrichthyes; Chimaeriformes; Callorhinchidae. Gene Ontology annotation, molecular function: zinc ion binding; ubiquitin-protein transferase activity.
GGUGAGCUGCUGAGCCCGUGCCGGUGUUCUGGCUCUGUACGUUGCACACACCAGCCGUGCCUAAUCAGAUGGAUUAGCGAGCGAGGCUCAUGGAGCUGUGAGCUGUGUUACUUUAAGUACCAGGUCCUAGCAAUCAGCACAAAGAACCCACUGCAGUGGCAAGCAAUCUCCCUGACGGUGAUUGAGAAAGUGCAGAUAGCUGCCAUCAUCCUUGGUUCCCUCUUCCUAAUUGCUAGCAUCUCCUGGUUGAUCUGGUCCUCCCUCAGUCCAUCGGCAAAGUGGCAGAGACAGGACCUGCUCUUUCAGAUCUGUUACGGCAUGUAUGGCUUCAUGGACAUCGUCUGCAUUGGUCUCAUUAUUCAUGAGGGAUCAUCUGUGUAUCGAAUCUUCAAGCGCUGGCAAGCGGUUAAUCAGCAAUGGAAGGUACUGAACUAUGAAAAAUCCAAGGAUCUUGGGGAAGCCAUUAGUGCGGCUAUCAACAAGGCCGGGGGAAGGAAUUCACGGACAAACCACUCAUCAAACAAUGACAGGAGUUCCAGGAGCACCCAGCGCACCGGAACCAUUUUGAACCAUCACUGUGGAUACACUAUUCUGCACAUUCUCAGCCACUUCAGGCCUAACGACCAUCGGAACAGUAACAACUCAAACAGAGAACUGGUCAUGCGUGUUACAACAGUGUGAAUCCAAAUAAAAGUCCAUAUUGUCAUGUAAACCACUGAGGAAGCUGAAACCCAUGGGGAAUACACAGGCCAAAAGCAAAUGUAUCAUUGCUGGAUUUCAAAAGAAAGUUAUUUGAGGCUCACCGAUGACAAACUUGUUUGUAAUCUACAGCAGCCUUGGCAUGUUGGACUACACUGGGUGCAAAGCCUCAAACUCCAUUCCUGGAAAUCACCAACAUUUUUUUACAUUUUUUAAAAUCUUAAGUUGAAGACAAGUUUUUGAAACUCUAGACCCAGCAUUUUUAUAAAAAAAACACAAAAAUAAACAAAAAUCCCCGGAGGGCAAUGGAACACAAGAUGGUUUGUUUAAAACUGGCAAAGAAAGGCGUACCAUAAAAGAAGAUCAGUUCCGAAGUGCUGUGGGAUGUUGGCAAUAAAUUAUCUGUACAGUUCACCUUUAAGUUAAUGCAUGAGAGUAUGUUUUUUUUCUCCUCCCAUCUCCAUCUGGGAGAAAAGUAAUUUAUAUGCAAAUGGUGGACUGCAAAUAAAUUUCUGUUUUUUAGGAAC